GGCUGGGAGUUGCUGCAGACGCCAUUUCCUCAGCGCCCCCGCGGCGGCGCGGCUGCAUCAGCGCUGACGUGAGACCGACGUGCGGCUCCGCCCGGCCCAGUCCCCCCCACCCCCUGUGACGGGGGCAGCACGUACAGGGCGGCGGACAGAUGACCAUGGAAAUGGUUGAAUCACAACAGGAUGACAAUGUAGUGGCUUCUGUGUCAGAGAGAGGUGACAGUCACCUUCAGAAUCGGCCAGGCCAAAGUCAGUUUUCCUCAAGAUCUGAGGUUUAUGUAGGUGCAUCAAGUGCUGGAAGAGGAUGUCCAGCUGUAACUCUAGUGCAGUUGCGUUCUGAUCAAAUUGAGCAUGUCCAGGGUGUCAUUCAAGCCACACAGCCCUCAGUCAUUAAAUCACCACACUUACAAACUGCUCAGGUAGCAUCCAUUGCAGAUAAAUCUUCAGAAUCAGAAGGCAUAACUGAAUCUCAAAAACGUAGGGAAGUACUUGCAAGAAGGCCUUCAUAUCGAAAAAUUUUGAAUGAACUCUCAUCAGAUGCUCCUGCAGUACCAAAGAUUGAAGAAGAAAAGUCAGAAGAUGAAGGAGCGUCUUCUGGGAUUUCUGCAACGGGUGUGCUAAGCAGCCUGUACCAUGCUAAUGCAGGGCAAUACAUUACUUUAACUCAAAGCGGUGCAAUCCAGAUUUCUGCUCCAGCCUCUGAUGUUGUCCAUGGUCUACAGACAUUUACAAUGACAAAUUCGGGAGCUCCUCAGGCAGCUUCUGCCGUUGUGCAGUAUACAGGACAUUCAUCCGACAGCACACAACAGUUUUUUGUUUCUGGAAGCCAAGUUCUUGUUCAAGCUGCCACUGGAGACAUGCCAGCUUACCAGCUUCGAACUCCCACUACUGCCUUACCUCAGGGAGUGGUAAUGACAGCCUCACCAGGGACUUUGCAUAGCCCUCAGCAACUGGCAGAGGAGGCAACACGCAAGAGAGAGCUGAGACUUAUGAAAAAUAGGGAAGCUGCUAAAGAAUGUCGACGUCGGAAGAAAGAAUACAUAAAAUGUCUGGAGAGUCGUGUUGCAGUGCUAGAACUUCAGAACAAGAAACUUAUAGAGGAGCUUGAAACCCUAAAAGACAUUUGCUCUUCUGAAACAGAUUAGUAAAAAUAUUUAUUAUACUGUGAACUGACUAAAAUGUGUCCAGUUGCUUUCUAAGGCAAUACAUAGCCAACAUGAAUUACAACUUUCUGUUUGUGUCAUUGAUGUUAUAUUCCAACUCCUAACAUUCCUGAAAUGCUUUCCUGCUUUUUGUAAAUUCAUAGCUCUGAUUUCAGGUUUUUCACAUUCCUCUCUUCUGCUUCCCAAGGAGCCAAAUGUUAAAAAAAAUGUAUCAAACUAAAGAAGUGCAUAAUUUGUACAAGCUGUUUCUUUGCCAUAUAUUUACAUACUACUUUUUACGUGUUACUGAGUGUCCUGCACAUACAAAAUAUUUUACAAAAUUGUUUGAGAUGAAUCGUAAAGAUAAUGCAUCCAGUGAUAUAUAACAAAGUUAUACAUAAGAAAAUCAAGCCACCCAAGGUAUCUCAGGAAAGAGUUUAUAAAAGAAUGUUAUGAUUACAUGUAUGUACUAGCAUACUAGUCUACAGAGGACUUUAUGGCAUAUUUUUAUAUUAGUUGCUUUGUGGAAAAAAGUAUUGUAUUGCUGUCACUGAGUGCCAUGGUUAAAGAUAGUUUUUAAUAGAACCAUGUUGUUUAACA
Colius striatus (speckled mousebird) is the source of this 1739-nucleotide messenger RNA. It is a transcript of the gene CREM, whose product is annotated as cAMP responsive element modulator. Gene Ontology annotation, molecular function: RNA polymerase II cis-regulatory region sequence-specific DNA binding; protein binding; DNA-binding transcription factor activity, RNA polymerase II-specific. NCBI's taxonomy places the organism in Eukaryota, Metazoa, Chordata, Aves, Coliiformes, Coliidae. Gene Ontology annotation, cellular component: nucleus; ATF4-CREB1 transcription factor complex. The transcript has 8 exons. Gene Ontology annotation, biological process: regulation of transcription by RNA polymerase II. The record is from RefSeq and is a predicted model, not a curated record. The coding region runs from base 150 to 1142 and encodes 330 amino acids.